AUGUCCAAGCUGCUUCGCAAUGGCAUCCCUCGCAAAGAAGACGGCAAGAUCGACUUUAGCUGGAAGAAUCACUACGGAUUCACCGGCUUCAUCGUCCUCUGUGGAUUCCUCUUCCCGCCCCUCGCCGUAGCGGUACGAUUCGGCAUCGGCAAGGACUUCUUCAUCAACGUCAUCCUCACCAUCUGCGCGAUCAUUCCCGGUCACAUCCACAAUUGGUUCAUUCAAAAUAUACGAAACAACGAUACCAAGGCAAGGACGCCCAAGUGGGCCAUCAGGUAUGGGCUGGUGGAUGAUAGACCUGCCAAGAAGCUAGCAAAGAAGAGGCAGUGGACAGGGAGGUAUUAUGACAGGGUGCCGCAGAGGGUGGUGUAUGAUGAUGAGGGCAGAGCGCAUGUGGUAGAGGAGGAAGAGGUCGAGACGAGAGAAGACCAUGUGAUCGCACCGUGGAAUGUCCACCCUAACCGUGUCAAGGAGCACAAGACGGGCUUGGUGGAUCCGGACCAGUGGAUCAAUGAAGAUCCAGAACGCGAGAGGAGGAGCUACGCAGAGCCACAGCCAGCAGCGAGACAGUCAAGGUUCGCCAGGUUCAGACAACGAGGCCACGGCGAUACAGACGACGUGGAAUACAGCACGAGCCAAGGCGCGAGAAGGUACAGCAGCAGCCGAAGCUCUACCUCCUCGCUCAGCAUUGUCAUACCAGAGGACGCAACACGGUCAUCCUACGCACCUUCACAGGGGAGAAGGGGAAGCAGCGUCGCAGGUAAUCGAUACAAGACGCAGUCCGUAGCCGUUGCUGCACCGGCAACCGCGACUGAAAGCAGCAACGACCGCACCGCUGCUCGUCGUACCGACGACAUUUUUGCUCAUGAGUUCUAG
Pseudozyma hubeiensis SY62 is the source of this 876-nucleotide messenger RNA. RefSeq lists its product as hypothetical. The record is from RefSeq and is a predicted model, not a curated record. The transcript has a single exon. The coding region runs from base 1 to 876 and encodes 291 amino acids. Gene Ontology annotation, cellular component: membrane. Lineage: Eukaryota; Fungi; Basidiomycota; Ustilaginomycetes; Ustilaginales; Ustilaginaceae.